AUGCCUGCAACACCUCCUCCACAACUAAGUCUCAGCAUCACCAAUCCCCUGAUCCUCUAUCGCACACUGGUUGCAACCAAGAAGAUCAAACCAGACCCGGCGCAGCACCGUCUCGCGCUGCAGCUGCAGAAGCUUUAUUUCCGCCUGAAGGACUACGCACCGGAAAUCGAGUACCGGUAUCGGCUGGAGAAGAUUGGGCGAAGUGUUCGGGGAGGUGGUGAGACGAAAAGGGCAGCAUCACUAGCACGAGAUGGCGCCCAGCAGAGGGGAAAGGAUGGCGACCGCGACGAGGACCAGGACGAGGACGGGAAUGGGGUCGGUGGCAAAGGCGAAAGCCAAAGCCAAAGCCAAAGCCGCUGGGCGAAGGGGAAGGGGGGAAGAAUAUUCUCCUCGCUCUUGUCACUCAGAUCAUCCCUCCCUUCCACCACGUUAGCAUUAACCCGGACCACGCCGCUUCACCAUUCCGCACUCUCGAUCGAUUCACCGAUGGGCAUGCUCCUCUACGGCGAGGUCGGGCGUGGCAAAUCCAUGCUUUUGGACCUGUUGUACGAGACGCUUCCGUCGCGGCAGAAACGCCGCUGGCACUUUAACACGUUCAUGCUCGACGUGUUUCGGCGGAUUGAACGCGCGCGGAUCGAGCGGCUUGAGUCCUUCCACUCCACGUCGUCGUCGGCGAGAACCCUCUUCGGAGGACCCGACAUCUCAGAUCACGAACACGUCAUGCUCAGCCUGGCAAAGGACACGGUCAGCGACUCUCCCAUUUUAUUUCUGGACGAGUUCCAAAUGCCCGACCGCGCGGCCUCGAAGCUGAUCAACGGCUUCUUCACCGCGUUUUUCCACCUCGGCGGGGUUUUGGUCGCCAGCUCGAACCGCAUGCCCGAGGAGUUGAGCAAGGCCGCGGGCAUUGAGUUUGGAGAUUUGCGCAGGACCAACGGUGGUAAAGGGGGAUUCUUCGGGCUGGGAUGGGGCAUGAGUCGUGAGAGUGAAGGGGAGAGGGCCGCGAAGACGGAUUUUGGUUUGUUUUUGGAAGUGCUAAGGGCGAGGUGUGAGGUUUGGGAGAUGGAAGGGGAGAGAGAUUAUAGGAGGGAAGGGGAUGAGGAUGAUUUAGCUGUGGAUGUGAAUGCGGAUGUGGACGAGGCGGUUUUGAGCACGGAAGUGCGUGAGGUUGAAGUCGAGGUCGAAAGCCUUGACGACUCUGUCGCUACCAAGAGCACCUCUACCUCUAUCUCAAGCGUAACCGCCCUGACAGAAUCGACAACGACGACCUUAUCAUCCGACACACCAGCACACUACCACAUCAGUCUGUCCUCCUCUCCCUCAUCCCCUUCGCCGUCCGACACAUCCUUCGAAAAAGACCUCCACCUCGUAAACCCUUCAUCAACAUGGACCCCCACCACACUAACAAUCUACGGCCGUCGCCUCUCACUACCCUCCACCCACGGAGGAGUCCUCAAAUCGACCUUCCCGGCCCUCUGCGCCACGUACCUGGGCCCGGCCGACUACGUGUCUCUCUGCUCGACGUUCCACACGAUCAUCCUCACCGACGUGCCUGUUUUGAAAUUGGCGCAGAAGAACGAGGCGCGCAGGUUUAUUACAUUGCUCGACGCGCUAUACGAGGCGAGAUGUCGGCUGUUGAUUCAGGCGGCCGCUCCGCCGGAUAAGUUGUUCUUCCCGGAGACGAGGGUUCGAAGAGCAGGGACGAUGAAGACAACAACGGUUACGGCUCAUGGUGGUGACGACGCAGACAGCACCGAGUCCAUAACCUCCGAGUCCUUCUCCGAAAUGUACCAAGACUCAACGGCCCCAUUCCGUCCCAAUAUCACUUCUUACACCGAGUCCAACACGCACUCGUCCACACCGUCAUUCACGCCGUCUCUGUACAACCCAAACCUCCGAACCGUGCUGGCGGACGAGGACGCCGAUUUCGGUCCCACGUACGGAAACGGGAGGGGUCACGGGGUGUCAGACUCGAAUACUUCGCGCUGGGAGGUUGGACACACAGCUAGUACUGGGCCAGACUUCACCAGCACGUCCGCCCUGACCGGCGAGGACGAACGGUUCGCGUAUAAGCGUGCGAGGAGCAGGUUGUGGGAGAUGUGCGGGCGGAAGUGGUGGGAUGAGAGGCUGCCUGGCCGCGAAGACCGAGAUGCAGAUGCAGAGGCAGUGUCUACGUGGUGGCGCCCCGUUCAUAGGUCCGGCCGUUUCUGGGAACCCUCUACCUCCGCUGGCGCUGGCGUUGUGUCAUCAGACGACAUCGUGGACACUACACAGCCAGCGACGACAGAAACCCCGAAAAGAGACCACUACUCCACGCCGACAUCCGGCCCCGAUCCAGCUUCAACCCCAUCUUCAAAGACGUCCGUGGGUACAGACCCAAAGCACUCCGCCCUAUUCAAACACGAAUCCGCCUCCCCCUACCGAAACCACCCGGACCCGCCGCCAAAAUUCGGCUGGCAGCACGCCUGGGGCAUGAUGACAUGGGGGAAACGGGCGGGGGAAUGGGGGAAAGGCGUCGAGGGGGUCGCCGCAAGGAGAGGGCGGAAGAAGCACGGCGAUGAUGAUGAUGAUAGUGAUGGUGAUGCUGGGUCGUGGGAGAAGUAA
Messenger RNA from Fonsecaea multimorphosa CBS 102226, 2601 nucleotides. RefSeq lists its product as uncharacterized. NCBI's taxonomy places the organism in Eukaryota, Fungi, Ascomycota, Eurotiomycetes, Chaetothyriales, Herpotrichiellaceae. The record is from RefSeq and is a predicted model, not a curated record. Gene Ontology annotation, cellular component: cytoplasm; mitochondrion. The coding region runs from base 1 to 2601 and encodes 866 amino acids. Gene Ontology annotation, molecular function: ATP binding; ATP hydrolysis activity. The transcript has a single exon.